UCCUCCGCCGCCGAGUAGCGGCGCUCACUCAGCGCUCCAGCCCGAGCAGAGCACCAGCAGCGCGGACCGCUAGCUCUGUGUCUCCGGCUGCUACAGUUCGCGAUUAUUACCGCCAGUAGGAGCGGAUUUUGGAGGCGGGCGUUUCUUUUAGAAGGUGGGGAGUAGAGUGAGUGAACUGCGGCUGGGAAGUGCUUACCUUGGAGGGAAUUUAACGGGUAGAUAGGGAGCUAGCUAACGCCGCGCCGGUGCUGCUGGGUCUGUCUUAACAACCACCACCACCGCCGUCUCUAGGCUGUAUGGGAUCCGCUCUGUCGUUGCUGGGACUCGGCUUGAGCUAGCAGGCUUCCCCCCCCCCUCCUCCUCCUUCUACUACCACCGCCUCUCUGUCUCACACGCUUAUCUAGAGAGUGAGAAAGCGUGGAUAUCUGGAUGUUUAGAGGUUUAGACAGAGCUCCAGAGUGCUAGUAGCUAAAGAGAGGGGUAGCGGAGGAGAGAGGUGACUGUUAGAGUGUGUAACGGUCAUCUGGGACGGGCAUUAUUCAGAGAGCUCCUCGGCGGCGGAGGACUGUGGGCUGCUGCUGCUUUUCCUGGCUGGACUGAAGAGACAUUUUCAGCUCGUCCGCUGUAGGUCUGCUCUCCGAGGGGGAGGAGGAGCUGGAGAAGGUCGGGGGAAAGCGGAAUGCGACUUUUUCGACGUUUCUGAGCUUUUGUGGGCUUUCUGAAAAAGGAAAAAGGACGCGUAAACUGACACGACAGCUCCAUAAAGGUCCUGCUGCUGCUACUGGAUCCCCCUCAUCAGGACCCACCCUUGACUCUGCAGGAGGCAUGUGUGAGUAGCAGGUGUCAGCAGUGGGAUCUGAAGCUCCGUAGGACCGGAGACCCCUUCACUACAUCCUGAUUUCUGCCUACAGGUGUGAAGAUGAGGAAGUUUGCGUAUUGUAAAGUAGUGCUGGCCACCUCUCUGGUGUGGGUGAUGCUGGACAUGUUCAUCCUGCUCUACUUCAGCGAGUGCAACAAGUGUGAUGACAAGAAGGACAGGGGGCUGCCAGGAAGAGACGAGGUGGUCCCGAGACCUCACGAUGGGCCAGGAGAGAUGGGAAAACCAGUGGUCAUUCCUAAAGAACAACAUGAGAAGAUGAAGGAGAUGUUUAAGAUCAACCAGUUCAAUCUGAUGGCCAGUGAAAUGAUCGCUCUCAACCGCUCCCUACCUGAUGUUCGUCUUGAAGGGUGUAAGAAUAAAGUGUAUCCAGAUGAUCUUCCCCGCACCAGUGUGGUGAUCGUGUUCCAUAACGAAGCGUGGACCACGUUACUGCGCACCGUCCACAGCGUCAUCAACCGCUCCCCACGACACCUGCUGGAGGAGGUGGUGCUGGUGGAUGAUGCCAGUGAGAGAGACUUCCUUAAGCGUAAAUUGGAGCAGUAUGUGCGGAAGUUGGAAGUACCUGUGCGGAUUGUGCGAAUGGAGCAGCGCUCUGGUCUGAUUCGUGCUCGGCUGAAGGGGGCGUCGCUCUCUACGGGUCAGGUCAUCACCUUCCUCGAUGCUCACUGCGAGUGUACCAUGGGCUGGCUGGAGCCACUACUCUCUCGCAUCAAACAAGACAAGAAAACAGUGGUGUGCCCCAUCAUUGAUGUGAUCAGUGAUGAUACGUUUGAGUACAUGGCGGGGUCAGAUAUGACGUAUGGAGGCUUUAACUGGAAACUCAACUUCCGCUGGUACCCUGUACCCCAACGAGAGAUGGACCGCCGGAAAGGAGACAGAACACUGCCAGUCAGGACUCCUACCAUGGCGGGUGGACUGUUCUCCAUAGACAGAGAUUACUUCCAGGAGAUCGGCACAUAUGAUGCAGGAAUGGACAUCUGGGGAGGAGAGAACCUGGAGAUUUCCUUUAGGAUUUGGCAGUGUGGUGGGACUUUAGAGAUUGUGACGUGUUCUCACGUGGGUCACGUGUUCCGUAAAGCCACGCCGUACACGUUCCCCGGAGGGACAGGACAGAUUAUCAACAAAAACAACAGACGCCUCGCCGAGGUCUGGAUGGACGAGUUCAAAAACUUCUUCUACAUCAUCUCCCCUGGAGUGACGAAGGUGGACUACGGGGACAUAGCGACCAGGGCGUCUCUGAGACAGAAGCUGCAGUGCAAGCCUUUCUCCUGGUACCUUGAGAACGUCUAUCCUGACUCACAGAUCCCACGCCACUACUACUCCCUUGGAGAGAUUCGUAAUGUGGAGACCAACCAGUGUCUGGACAACAUGGCUAGAAAGGAGAAUGAGAAAGUGGGAAUCUUCAACUGUCAUGGCAUGGGGGGCAACCAGGUCUUCUCCUACACAGCCAAUAAGGAGAUCAGGACAGAUGACCUGUGUCUGGACGUGUCCAAACUCAAUGGGCCGGUUAUGAUGCUCAAGUGCCAUCAUCUGAAAGGCAACCAGCUUUGGGAUUAUGACCCAUUGAAGCUGAGUCUGGUGCAUGUGAACAGUAAUCAGUGUUUGGAUAAAGCUUCAGAGGACGACAGUCAGGUGCCCAGUGUCAGAGACUGCACGGGCAGCCGCUCUCAGCAGUGGCUGCUCCGCAACGUCACACUGCCUGAAAUCUUCUGAGCACACACACACACACACGAGGACCCACGGCGAGGCGAACGGACAGGCUCUCGACACCACGGACGGUGGAGAGACGGAGAAAGAGAGCGAGAGAGUGCGAGCCUGCAGAUCACCUCUGUACUCCUCUUUCAUUUCCUAGAGGUGCACUUAGGAGGCAGAGCCAAAAUAACAGACCUACAUAUGUAAAUGAAUCUCCCCAUCACUCCACUUUACCGAGACGAGGAACAAGAUGGAGAGAGAAAGAGAGAAGGAGAGACAUUGAAGGAAAGACUGCUAGAGGACAUGAUUCUGUCUUCUGUGCAGAAUGCUUGGUGCCCUUGUCUUCCUUUGAGGAGCAGAGUGGUUUAGGGUAUGUUUACAAGGUUGCCUCCCUUUUAGAAUAUCAGAUUGUGUGCAUGUGCAUAUGUGUGUGUGCUAGAGUGUGUGUGUGUGUGUGGUUACACAGAAGAGUUUCAUCUUUGUUUUUUAUUUAAAUCUUUUUUGAACAAUAUUAGUAUGUGGAUUUAAGUAUUGACCACAUUCAGCUGAAACUCAACAUUUGUGUGUGUGUGUGUGUGUGCGUUUGUGUGUGUGUGUGUGUGUGUGCGCGCGCGUGUGUGUGUGUGUGAAGGACGCAUAUCAGGAUGGAUCUCCAUGCAUCUGUGGAUGCUUUAGUGAUGCGCUCUGAUUGGCCUAGCUCUGGAGCAUGAGCCCCCCCUGCUGGCCACCCACUGGUCAGCUUCAUCAUCAGCUCACCCAGCUCAGAAAGAACAGCCUGCCCAAAGAGAAAGAUCAGUGAAAAUAUCCGUGAACUCAGAAUACCAGUCAUAUCUUACAUUUAGAAGUAGAUCUUUUUAAUGUAGGGAAAUUUUAUUGUUUUAUUUUUUAUUUGCAUUUUUGUGAGUGCCACAAGCAAGUACCUUCAUACAGUGGUAUUGAAAAGUUUGGGCAUCUCUGGUCAAUACGUGUGUUUCUUUUAAGAGAUGAACUGAUCUCCAAAAGGCAUAAAAUUAAGGAUUUAUUAUUUAUGUCAUUUUUUAAGCAAGAUUGUUUUACUGCUUUAAUGCCUUUUUUAUUCAUAAAGAAUUAAAAGCAGAUGGGCCUGAAACAAAAGUUUCAGAAGGCUCUCAGUGCUGUGAGAUUCUUGGGUCAUUUUGCUCUUUUGAGGCCUGUCUUUUCAAUCAUGUAAAGUCAGGGCAUGUGAGGUGCAUAGUCUCCACCAAGUGAAAUGUUCACCAUGCCAGAAGCUGCUGCACAAGUAUAACCAAUCCAUCUGCACCCAGAGAAUUGGCCUGGUUGCAAAGCUGAGGUGAAUCAGUCAGGUGCUUGUCGAGGCUUUUAGGUUAGCUCCUAGACUAACAUCUUCUCUGACUACUGUUGUUUUAAUGUCUUUAUUAUAUAUUCCAUAUCAUUAUAAGUGUUAUCAUCAUGUGCACGUGUUUUCUUACAUUUUAAGGCUUUCGUUAAUACACAGUUUUUGUUUGUUUGUUUUUUUUAUCUAUGAAAGAGAUCUCAUUUAAUAUGAGAAAGCACCUUAUUCACUCAGUGCCCAUGUUGAAACGAAAGCGAGGCUGGGGGGUACACUCCUAAACAAGGAAAAUUCCAAGACAGUGAGGGAGCCGGCAGAAUAUCCACCAGUUUAAAUGGCAGCACCUGUGUGGAAAACUAACCGCAAACACCUCUCUGAAUUAACAGUGAAAGCAGUUUAAUAAUAGGCAGAAAAUGAGUUAAGGUUAUGUUUUAAGUCUGUUUUACUAAAAGGCUAAAGAAACUGGAUUGAGGGUUAAGUGCAGGACAUGGCUAGCUAGAUAAUUUUUAUUUGCUGUCAUGAAAACUCACGUUUUAGCUAGCUUGCUAGUUACUAAUUAGCUUAGUGACUGUAGAAAAAUAUCUUGUAGUUUGUUUAUCUACAGUCCAUCUUAGAGGAUUAACUGAAUUAUCUCUCCAGGCAAAUAACAUGCAUACCUGUCAAGUUUUAGAUUUAAAAAUAAGGGAUAUUUUCCUCAGUCCGCUUAAAGUCGUCCCACCAGCCCAACGAAGGUUCAGCAUCCCUUACAUUUUAAGACAGGUUUACAAAAAAUCUAAAAUAACCACAUGUGAACCAUUUACACACUACAAUUAGAUUAUCAGAAUCUGAAAUGUUGUGGACAUUCCUACAUAUGUCAUUCUUUAAUACAGCCAAAUUAAAAACCCUUUUCUAGAUAUUUAAAAAAAAGUUAAGAUUUCAUGUAUUUUUUGGCAUAAAUGCACUCUUUUAUAUGAUAUAUUUUUUAUUUAUAUAAUAGAUUUAAAAUUGAACAAGGGGUGCACAAAUUCUGCAAAAUGACUGUAGGUGACCUAAAAAUAGUAUCAUGAGCUUUUACUAAAAUUAGUCCUAAGGGGCCUACACAAUUAAUAAUUUUUAAUUAAUACUUCUUUUUUUUGAUCACUCCACCCCUGAUCAGUUCAGUUAAUUUCGGUCCUCUCCACAUUUCUAGUUAAACUGAGUCACAAGCUGUAAUUUUUUUAUUUUAAAAGGUUUAAUCUGUGUGUUUUAUUUCGGAGACAAGUAUUUUUAAGCAGCUAUCAGAAAAAUCUCAUCACAGUUUCCAUGAUUAGCCAUCCGUUACCUUUCUUUUAGAAAAAUCGCUGAAUAUCCAGAUAUGUUUUAACAUCAGCUGCUCCGACUAGCUGCCUGAACUCACAGCGACGAGGGGCUUCCCCACACUGACCCUCCUUUGCAAGCUGAUUGGCUGUUUCUCCUGAAAGGCGGGACUUUCUCCUUGAACCGGCUCCACGAUUGGUUAAGAGACACAGAGCGGUCAGUGCCCUGUCUCCUCAAUAAUAUAUAUAUUUUUAUUUAGUAUAAUACGGGAAAUUUACGGGAAAAUACUAAUGCGGGAGGACGGCGGGAAAGAGGAGUAAAAUACGGUAGGUUCCCGGCCAAAAUGGGAGACUUGACAGGUAUGAACAUGGCUCCAGCAUCCUGCUUCAACUUCUUUCUUAAACACUCUUUAAUAAAGUGUUCUGAACUUACUUUUGUGUCCAUGUUAAUCUGUAAUAUCAAAUCAGACAUAAAAUAAAUGUUAACAUGACUGUUAAAUGCUAAACACAGUCCAGCUAAGCAUGCAGGUGUACACUCUUAUAAGACCAGGCUAGCCACGCUAGGAUAUUAACUAGCGUUAGCUCGCUAAGCAGGCUAAUCUAAAGAGCUGUGGUUUGACUAACAUUACCCCUCACUUGUUUUGACAUUAAACUGAGAAAAUGACCAAUUCAGGGUUAUUCAAGUCAUAGCCUCUUAGAUAAGGUUCAUCAGGCUAGAUUAGCUGCCUGGGUAAUAUUAUAAUGGAUAGCCUUAGCUAGCUAGCAACAUAAGCUAGCACAGUAACAUCUUAAAAUGAAAUGGUGAUCUCUACUGAUUUAGUGAAUUUAUUUGCAGUGAAGUACAGGAUCUUUGGGAAAACUAUGGAAGGUUUGACCUUCAUAAGAUUUUUUUAUUUUGUAUUUUUUUUUUUGAGGAAGAAGAUGAAGUGCAUUUGGGAAUGUAGCAGUUGGAAAUGUAGCAUUGCUAGCACCCAGCUAAACAAUGCUACUUCCGUCCCCCACAGCCUCGGUUUGCUAGACAAUGGUGACGUAGAUGAAUAAAGUGUAUUAUUUUAGAUUUCCUAUUCAUGCAUUUCAUUGACUCUCUUUUUUUUGGUUUGUUUUCUGAUGCUCUCUGAAGUGAUGUCAGUAUAAUUUGCUGUUCGUCUCUGCUUAGUGCUCUGAUUUUAGUAGAAUAUUGAGGCUGCAAAUAUUGAAAUAUUAAAUAUUGACAUAUUGAGUGUUGCUGAUCACUGAUUAAGCCUCACAGCACCGGCGGCAUCUACUUCACCACAGCUUUACAACUGAGUUUCCUUUCCGCAAAAUAAAUAUAAUAUGUGUUAAAUAUAACACAUUUAACCAGAGAUGCAGCACCUCUUCUUUUUUUAUGAAAAAUAAGUUAAAUCUUUUUUGUUUGUUGUGGUUCAAAGCUAGCAAAUUACCUAUGCUCUGAAUAGCUCUAAAUCACAUUAAAUUGUCUGCUAAAAUGUUGUGUUAGCAUCUCAUAGCUAGCUAGUUUUUGAUCAGUGUUCACAGCAGUAGCUACUGAAUACAGGCUGCAUUAACUUUAAAUACAAUACUGCCAUACAAUAUUUGGUAUAAAAUGACCUGUAAUAAAUCACUCACACUAAUUACAUUAACAGACAUUUUGAACAGGGGUGACCAAACUUUUUCAUGCCACUGUAUAUAUAUAUAUAUAUAUAUAGACCGACAGAGAGGGAGAGGGAGUUGUUUUUGUCUUUUAUUUUUCUGUAUGUAUGUAUUCUCACUACUUGUUUGGUGUCUGUAAUGAGGUGGUCAUAUAGUGCUAAGAUUCAGACUGGCCCAGCACUGGGCUCAUCCUGACGAGUUGCCUUCCUCUGAAUUGAAGCCUUCUGGCUCAUAAUCAGCUCUGUAAUCCAUGAGCACAUGAGUGAUUGUGUUAGAAGAGAUGAAUUCAGUAAUGUGUGGUCUUAUCAUUUAUCAUUUACAGAUUCAAGGGCUUAGGCCUGCUGUACGUGUGUGAGAGAGAACGUGUAUGGAUUAUAUGUGUGUGUGUAUGUGUGUAUAUGUGUGUGUGUAUGUGGAUAGCGAUGGGGUGGGGUUAAUUUGUUUUAAGGUCUUUUUUUUAUAUACUCUACAUCAUUACUGCUAUUGCUGUCAUGUGCAUGUGGUUUCCUAUAUUUGAAGUCAUUUGUUAACACAUUUUUUUUUGUUUUUUUGUUUUAUUUUUUAACCUUUGCGAAUCGUGUGAAGGCUAAAAGAGAUUUCACUUGGUAUCGGAAUUCUUUGUGGAAUUCUUUUACGUUUCCUGUCCAUGCAUUUCACUGACUUGUUUUUUUUGUGCUGUUUUCUGAGGUGAUGUCAGUAUAUAAUGUGCUGCUGUUCACCUCUGGUUAGUGCUCUGAUUUUAAUGGGGGCUGCAAAUAAACAGAAUGCUGCUGAGCACUGAUUAGUGUGGGGGUGAAAGAAAGAAUAAUCUAGUGGCCCCACCCCCUUCACUCCCCCUUUCUUCCUCCCCUCUCACCCUCUGUGACUCAGAAUAUCGGAAUAAAGGACAAAUGGAAAGAUUUCCCUUGGAAUACGGAAUACACAGCACGAAGGAAUUCACUUUUUUUUUUUUUUUUUUUUCGAGUGAAGGAAUUGACUCCCUUAUCUGUGAAUGGCAGGACAAGCUUCAAAGUCAGAGAGGGACAUCAGAUAGACCUGUCCAUCAUCAUCGUCGCACAUCCAAGCCACGAACAGAUGGCUAGAGUUUACAGAGUUUUCCCUUCAGUCUGAUGGUGACCAGGUGUCGUCUAUACAGAGCUGUGUAUGUGUAUGUGCGCGUUGGUGUGAGGAAACGAGUGAAAGCAGCAUGCAAGUAUAAAGUAUGGGUGUUUUUGUCGUCUUUUGUUUUCCCCCUUUCGUUUUUUUUGUUGGCUGACUGUGGGUGUGGCCUGAUGAUGGACAGGUCAGGACACUUGGAGCUGAUCCACAGGCUGGAGGAAUAAAUGGAAAGUUUACAGUCCA
Messenger RNA from Astyanax mexicanus (Mexican tetra), 8125 nucleotides. RefSeq names its product UDP-N-acetyl-alpha-D-galactosamine:polypeptide N-acetylgalactosaminyltransferase 1 (gene galnt1). Bases 920 to 2593 code for a protein of 557 amino acids. Gene Ontology annotation, cellular component: Golgi apparatus. NCBI's taxonomy places the organism in Eukaryota, Metazoa, Chordata, Actinopteri, Characiformes, Acestrorhamphidae. The transcript has 14 exons. The record is from RefSeq and is a predicted model, not a curated record.